This is a messenger RNA of Daldinia loculata, 3450 nucleotides long. RefSeq names its product heme peroxidase. Bases 1 to 3450 code for a protein of 1149 amino acids. Lineage: Eukaryota; Fungi; Ascomycota; Sordariomycetes; Xylariales; Hypoxylaceae. Gene Ontology annotation, biological process: response to oxidative stress. The transcript has 6 exons. Gene Ontology annotation, molecular function: iron ion binding; oxidoreductase activity, acting on paired donors, with incorporation or reduction of molecular oxygen; monooxygenase activity. The record is from RefSeq and is a predicted model, not a curated record.
AUGCCUUCCGACGAAAAGUACCAGGCUGGAGAGCAUUACGGAGAUGCAGAAAAAGAAUCUACAAACUACUUUGCUGACCCUACGAAGAUCGCGAAAGAUAUCUUGAAAGACGCUGUCGGCCUCGCGGGCAAGGUCACUAUCCGAGAUAUUGUAAGCCUCAUCGAGGAGUUAGUACAGGUUGGACAGCCCCUUGAUGACAAGAAAGGCAACACCGAGCUCUUGAUUGGCAUUUUGACCGCUCUCCCUUCCACGUCGAAUGCUAGAGUCCAGCUUACCAACAAGCUCAUUGACACCCUUUGGGAUAAUCUUCAGCACCCACCACUGAGCUAUCUCGGGGGUGAUGUUAGGUACGAGGUUGUUGGCUCUUCAAAGUCAUCUAGCUCGCAAAAUACAGUACCUAAGCCUGGCGAUGCCAUCGAGUUCAAGGCACCAGACAGCGAUGUUAUACUACGUGAGCAGAUUCCGCUUGCUCCUGACGGCCUCCACCAUUAUCGGACGCCUGAUGGGAGUUAUAACAAUCCUAUACAGCCAAACCUAGGCAGGGCAGGCGCUCCUUAUGCCAAGUCGGUGAGAAACACGAAGCGUCUUGCCGGCGUCAGGCCUGAUCCUGGUCUGCUAUUUGACCUUUUGAUGGCACGCGAUGAUGAACACUUCAAAGAGAGCCCGGCUGGUAUCUCAGCCAUGUUUUAUUAUCACGCAACUAUCAUUAUCCACGACAUCUUCCGAACAAGCCGUACGGAUAUGAACAUAUCGGAUACCUCGUCGUAUCUCGACCUAGCACCCCUUUAUGGCUCUUCUCUCAAGGAUCAACUAGAGAUUCGCACCAUGAAGGAGGGUAAACUGAAGCCCGAUACCUUCCACGAGAAGCGGCUGCUUGGUCAGCCUGCGGGCGUUAAUGUCAUGCUGGUCCUUUACAGCCGCUUCCACAAUUACGUUGCAGACAUUCUACUAAAGAUCAACGAAAAUGGGCGCUUCACGCUAGAGUGCCGGCCUGAUGCUAGCCCAGAAGACAAGGCCUGUGCUAUCGCUAAGCAAGAUCAUGACCUCUUCAACACAGCUCGCCUGAUCACUGGUGGGCUGUAUAUCAAUAUAUCUUUGCAUGACUACCUGAGAGCCAUUACAAAUACGCACCACUCCAACAGCGACUGGACCCUAGAUCCGCGUGUCCAGAUCGACAAGCAAUUUGACGGCGAGGGCACACCGCGCGGCGUUGGCAACCAAGUCAGCGCCGAAUUUAACCUGCUAUACAGGUUCCAUUCAUGCAUUUCUAAGAAAGAUGAGCGUUGGAUAAAUGACUUCUUCCUAAAGCUCUUCCCAGGCCGUGAACCGAGUGAGCUAGAGAACGUCAGCUGGACGGAGCUCGGCCAAGCUUUGCUUACCUUUGAGAAUAAUACUCCCAAAGACCCGAGUCUUCGUACCUUCGACGGCCUAGAGCGUCAAGCGGAUGGUACAUUCAAGGACGAGGAUCUCGUGCGAAUCCUCAAGGAAGCCAUGGAUGACCCCGCUGGCGUCUUUGGCGCACGCACGAUCCCCAAGGCCCUCAAGGUCGUCGAAGUCCUAGGAAUUAUCCAAGGCCGCAAGUGGCAAGUUGCAUCUCUAAACGAGUUCCGCGAAUUCUUUGGGCUGAAGAAGUGGGAUAAGUUCACCGACAUCAACUCCGACCCGGAAAUCGCCAAUCUCCUGGAGAAGCUAUACGCAGACCCCGACAUGGUAGAGCUCUAUCCGGGACUCAUGAUCGAAGAUAUCAAACCCGUCCGGAACACGGGCUGCGGCAUCCAGCCGACGUAUUCACUGGGCCGCGCUGUGCUGUCUGACGCAGUCACCCUUGUGCGCUCGGAUAGGUUCAAUACACUUGACUAUAACGUCUCCAACCUAACAAGCUGGGGUUACAAUGAAGUACAGCAAGAUAAUAAGACCUUAGGAGGGUCUAUGGCAUAUAAACUAAUCCAGCGCGGUCUUCCCGGCUGGUUCCCUUACAACUCAGUAGCCGUUAUGCAACCCUUCUACACGAAGAAGGCCAACACGGCCAUUGCCAAAGAACUCGGCACUAUCGACCAAUAUACCCAGAACGAUCCACAGCCACCCCGGAAACCUGUUGUGCUCCUCACCAGCUCAGCCAUCGAGCAAGUCCUCAGCAAGCACACAGAAUUCCUCAUCCCCUGGGCCUCGCCCCUCAACGAUCUGUUCCUAGGCAAGAAGGACAUCAGCUGGUACAUGUUAGCCGGUGACAAGCCGGAAAAUGAAGCCAACCGCACCAAUAUGCUCAAGGCGAUGAGUAAAGUCCCCGAUAUCAGCGGUGCUAUUCAGAGGUUCGUCGAGAGCGCGGGUUCGAAGCUCAUCCAGAAGGAGACGUUCCAGCUCAAGAAGGGCCUCAACCAGAUCGAUUUGAUCCGCGACGUCGCCGUGCCGCUCAACGCACAGCUGCUUGCCGAUCUAUUCUACUUCGACCUCAAGACUGACGAGAACCCGAACGGCUCGCUUGGUGCCGCGGAGCUGUACGAACAUCUACUGGAUAUCCGUAUCUGGGGCGUCAAUAACAACGACCCCGGACAGGCUUGGAAUCGCCGCCGCAAGGCGCAGGAAAGCGCUAAGAUCAUUAUUGAUACCACGAGGAAGCUUGUCGAUGAUGUCGCUCGUUCGCAGCACAUCUUGCUUCUCUCGGUGGUUUCGGACACGAUAGGGCGGAAGGCCAGUCUUAAGCAGGGCUCCCUGCGUUCUUGCGGUUAUAAACUUGUCGAACAGCUCUUGGAUCAUGAUAAUGCCGAGAGAGUGACUGACAUACUAUGGCUUACUGCCUUUGGUGGAAUUGGAGUUGUUGUUACGGUGUUCUACGAGAUUAUGGAGUUCUUCCUACGCAAAGAGAACGCGUCCAUCUGGGCGGAGAUCCAGGCCCUCGCGCAGAAAAACGACAACGAUACCAUUCGCGCCUAUGUCCUCGAGGCUCAGCGCCUCACGACCACACAGCGCACCAUGCGUGUCGCAACUAAGGCGGAUGAACUCGAGGGAAAGAAGAUUCAGCCGGGUAACUAUGUCAUCUUGCUGCUCGGCGAAGCCGGCCGCAACCCCUCCGAUGUCCCCAACCCGUCCAAAUUCGACCCGAAGCGUGAACGCGGCCCCGUGUCGCCGUUCAGCUACGGGCAGCACGAGUGUCUGAUGACGCACCUGAUCCCGAUCUUCCUCGCGGGCUUGGUCAAGCUCGCGGCUGAUCUGAAACAACUACGCCCCGCGCCGGGACAGAUGGGCCAGGUCAAGACGAUUCAAGUCGGCGCCGAUAAGGCGUAUCUGAAUGAUAGUUGGUCGUAUUUGGGCUUUGAUGCUAGCACAUGGAAGCUUCACUUCGACGGCCACGGACAGGGCGGCUUCGAGGGCGAGAGACAGCCUACUGCGGCGAUGGAGCUGCAGGAGUAUUACCACAGGAUCCAGAAGGCUAAGGAUCAGUUGUUGGGUUAA